Molecule: messenger RNA, 1687 nt
Organism: Solanum stenotomum
Lineage: Eukaryota; Viridiplantae; Streptophyta; Magnoliopsida; Solanales; Solanaceae
Product: 7-deoxyloganetic acid glucosyltransferase-like
Exons: 4
Coding region: 94-1503 (469 amino acids)
Molecular function (GO): UDP-glycosyltransferase activity
Source: RefSeq, a predicted model, not a curated record
GGAACACCUAGGCCGGCAGUAGCACGUCUUUUGUUGAUUCCUUCUAGUCUCCAGGUAGUAUAAGAAUCGAACACCGCUGCUCCACCAACUAAGAUGGAUCCAUUACCUCAUGUUAUCAUCUUCCCUUUCCCUGCACAAGGCCAUGUCAACUCCAUGCUUAAAUUGGCUCAGAUUCUCUCUCUUUCUAACUUGGACAUUACCUUUCUUGUCACUGUCGAUACACAUGACCGCCUCCUCAACCACACUGAUGUGCUCUCCCGAUUUGGUAGUGGAUUCCAUUUGCAAGCACUUCCCCAUGGGAUUUCUAUGGAUGUGAUGAAUACUCGUGAUGGAAUAUUCAUUUUGUACAAUUCUCUAAAUCAAAUUGCCAAACCAUUUCUUAGAGAAUUCAUAGUGAAUAUGAAUUCUCCGGUGACAUGUCUAAUCGCAGAUGGAAUCUUAAGCAUGGCAGGUGAUGUAGCCCAAGAAAUCAACUUGCCUCUCAUCUAUUUCCGCACAAUCAGUGCCUGUGCCUUUUGGUCCUACUUUUGCAUCCCUCACCUAAUUCAAGCUCGACAACUUCCCCUCAAAGAAAAUGCAAUGGAUUUGACAUUGACCAAGGUAAAAGGCAUGGAAAAUUUUCUCAGAGGUCGAGACCUUCCAAGCUUUUGUCGGGCGAGUGACUUAACUAGCCCAGAUUUCAGGAUUGUAAUGACUGAGACGCUACAAACCCCUCGAGCGCAAGGACUCAUACUUAACACAUUUGAAGAUCUUGAAGGCCCCAUACUUUCUCAAAUUCGAACGGUAUGUCCAAAUGUUUAUACAAUUGGAGCAGUUCAUGCCCAUCUAAAGGCUAAACUUGAAACAAAAUAUACCUCUUCAAACAGUUUGUGGCAAGAAGAUGAAAGUUGCAUGACUUGGCUUGACACGCAGCCAUCAAAAUCUGUGAUAUAUGUUAGUUUUGGAAGCAUUGCAGGGUUGACGAAAGAAGAGCUACUAGAAUUUUGGUAUGGUCUAGUGAAUAGUGAGCAAAAGUUCUUGUGGGUGAUGAGGCCAGACUUGAUAAUAGGACAAGAGAGAAAAGACGAGAUUCCUGUGGAGUUGGAGCAGGGUACAAAGGCAAGGGGCUACAUGGCUGAUUGGGUUCCACAAGAAAAGGUAUUGGCACAUAGAGCAAUUGGCGGUUUCUUGACUCACUCUGGAUGGAAUUCCACAUUGGAGAGUAUAGUUGAAGGAGUGCCGAUGAUUUGUUGGCCGAGAUUUGCUGAUCAGCAAGUGAAUAGUAGAUUCGUUGGUGAGGUUUGGAAGAUGGGACUUGACAUAAAAGAUACAUGUGAUAGAGACAUUAUUGCAAAAUCAAUUAGAGAUUUGAUGGAGAAGAGAAAUGGUGAAUUCUCUCAAAGAACAGAGCACAUGGCCAGUUUGGCAAAAAAAGCUGUCAAAGAAGGUGGAUCGUCAUACAUUAAUCUGGACCGUCUUAUACAGGACAUAAGAUCUAUGAUUCCGCCGCAUAAACAUACCUGAUUCAGCUGAAACUUGAUUUUUUUUUUUUAGCUGCGAUUAUAUUGUUGCCUAGAAAUUGUAGAUUUAUUCUGCCCAUUAAUCUGAAUAACUCUAGCAACAAAUGUAGCUUCACUUUUACAACUGCAGUCAUUUACAAGUACCUCUGCAGCAAUAAAUAAACCAAACUUUUACUAUUGGGGAGUGA